Molecule: messenger RNA, 3207 nt
Organism: Zeugodacus cucurbitae (melon fly)
Lineage: Eukaryota; Metazoa; Arthropoda; Insecta; Diptera; Tephritidae
Product: 2,3-bisphosphoglycerate-dependent phosphoglycerate mutase
Exons: 6
Coding region: 170-1102 (310 amino acids)
Biological process (GO): glycolytic process
Molecular function (GO): intramolecular phosphotransferase activity
Source: RefSeq, a predicted model, not a curated record
ACAUAUUUGUGACGUUUAGCCAUGCAGUUCCUCGCUCCCAUUUGUCACCAAUGUGUAUAGAUGGGAGAAGAAUAAAAAGGAGUGAAUAUAUUGCUAACUUACAAAUAAAUAUAAUUACUUAAUUUCAAAAUAUUUUUGUGCUGUAAUAUCUGUGUUAACGUGUCAUUUUAUGGCUGAAAAUAAAUUGUUAAGACGCGCAGUUGUAAUAAGUGCAAUGGCAGCGCUAGUGGCGGCUGGGGCUGGCAUGCUGCAUAAACGCGCUCAGCCAAACUAUAAUAAAGAUCGACGUUUUAAGUCAGUCUGCCCGGCGGCAAAGGCAAAACAAAUAAAUAUGAAGACUAACCAACUGGUGAUCAUACGGCACGGCGAGAGUGAGUGGAAUAAGUUGAAUCUCUUUUGCGGCUGGCACGAUGCCGAUUUGAGUGAGCAAGGUGCCAAGGAUGCAAUUAACACAUCAGCAAUUGCGUUGCGUGAAAGCAAUUUAAAAUUUGACAUUGCAUACUCAUCAGCAUUAGUGCGCGCACGACAAUCACUUAGUAUUAUAUUAAAAGAAUUGAAUCUCUGUGACUUAGAAGUCGUUAGCGAUUGGCAUUUGAACGAGCGACACUAUGGAAAUCUGACUGGUUACAACAAACGCGAUUUGGCAAACAAAUACGGAGAAGAGCAAGUCCAGUCUUGGCGUCGCAAGUACGAUGUGCUUCCACCUGCUAUCACACCAGACAAUCCCUACUAUCAUUCCAUACGCAAUAAUCCGAGUUUCAAGAAUAUACCCGCAGCAGAAUUCCCAGACACAGAGUCACUGAAGGUCCUAAUGCAGCGCGUCAUACCAUACUUUGAGAAUGUCAUAUUCAAGCAGGUGCUUGCGGGCAAGCGAGUUCUCAUCAUAGCACAUGGCACCGUUGCACGUGCCCUGAUCAAACACAUCGAUAAAGUAUCGGAUGAGAAUAUUUCUACUGUGAAUGUGCCAAAUAGUAUACCCUGCGUAUUUGAAUUUAAUAUGGAAACGGGCGAAAAAGUCGGCAAAACUACAUUCUUAGCAGAUGAGAACUUCUUGAACGAACAAAUACAAAAGACCGCUUCGAUUGGGGAGUCCAACAAAUAAAUGUGUAGAAAAUAGUUUAAAACUACAUACUUAUUGAACCAAAAAAAAAUAUGUGUAUAUACAAUAUUUUAUGAAAAAUGCGAAAAGAGACUAUUUAAGUUAAUGUUAAAUUAUUUGUAAUAUAAUCGUAACUGUUUGUGUAAUUACCAAAAUAGUGUAUGUGUAUAAUUCUACGUUUAUUGUAUAUUGUGUAAAUUUAAGUAAUUUGUGAACGCACAAUAAAUAUUAUCGUAACUUUUAUAAAAAACUAAAGACAGCGCUGGUAAUUAAAUGAUAUACUACUCCAAAGUUUUAUUUCUCUUGAGGUCCACAAACUCAAAUUUGUAUUGUAUUUUAAAUGUUUCGAGAAGUUCAUGUCAAUGAUAAAGGGUGUUAUUUAGGUGGGGUUAAAUGAGCAUGCAAAUAAGUGGUUAGUGUAAUUUGGAGACCCUUUUCAUAUAGGACAUAUAUUGGGUAUUUCGGGGAUCAGUCUGGAUAGGUAGGAGUUUAUGGCUCCUCUGUGAAUGGCGUUCAGUGCUUGUCGAAAGUCUGUCGCAUCCGGAAUCCGGUUGUCGACGUUUUUCGGAGACAUCAAGAGGCAACCGGCUAAUGACUUGAGGAUCUUGUUGCGGCUCUAUACCUUGGUAAGGUACAGGUUAUCGAGCGUAUAGAGCCGUAGACAGAAAGAACCGAUACGACCAAUCUUAUGAGACUUCAAUGUAAAUGAACAAUCAUCACCGCUUCUACCGUACGCUACCGUAGACAUCCAUGUCAGUCGGCUAUCUGGUUAACCGUUGGUUGUCGUCUAUUCGAAAAGUACAAGUUCAUUCAUUUUUUAUUUUUAUUGAAAAUAGUGAAACUCACGAAAAACAAAAACAAAAAUCAAAGACUAUUCUAACGACUAUUUGAAUAGUAUUAAUAGGUUAAUAUUCAAACAAACUGUUACAAACCGGAUACUCGAAUAAUCGUUUUCAGGUUAUUCGAAUAAUUUUAAGAGCCCUAGUUUAGACUGUAAUACUUCGUGCAAUUGGUAAAUAUGGUCGUUGUACAUUGAGUAGGAGAGAUUGUUAAACUCCUAUCAGUACCUCCCAUUGGUAGUUGAGGGAGUUUCGAGAUGUAGAAGUGAAAUAGUAGAAGUUGAAAUAGUAGAUCAAACGGUAUCGCCAAAUAAUAUACAUGUGCCAUAACGACCUCUGCGGGUAUUGCAGCAGCAACAACCAACACCUGCUCAUCACUCCCUCACUCCCAGGAUCACCACUAGUCAACCACGUCAAUAAUCAGUCUUGGCGGUCAUUGGGUCAUAAAGUAGAUAAAGAAAGUAAAUGACAGAUUAGUUCUUUGAAUUCAUCAUAACGCAAAUUUUGUGUUUUGAAAACUUAAUUGGAAGUUCUUUAAACUUUAGCUCUAGUAUUUAUUCAUUCUACUACUUGGUCUUCAUAAAGGUUUUAAACCAUUUUAACUGCAUUUGAUAAAAUCGCAUUUCCCAUUUUGGUUAGCUUGAUAAGCCCUAUGACAGAUCUGUCCCUGCAGAGCAGCUAGUUAACAGCGUGAAAAGCUUUGCGGGGAGUGGGUGCCGCGGAAGGGUCUAUCACUCAAUCUAUUGACUACAGAUACGUACUUAUCAAAGAGACUCUUCAGAAAUUAAUGCUCUCCCGUUAUUUCUCCUAAAAAAGACUGAACAAAUGCAUAUUUUUUGUACGGUAACAUUUCAUUCGUAUAUGCAGACAUUUUCUCAACAUAUGUAGAUCUGAAUCCGCACGAAAAGAGAAAGAGAUUCAUUCAUAAACUUUUUUGUAAACACUACUCUAUAAAGUAAACAAUUCGAACGAGAGAAAUAACCAAAGCAAACAUAGUAACGCUAAAUGUCACACACAAAGCGAAUUGCCAAGGAGAAGCAGAAGUGUCAUGACAACAAAGUCAACAAUUUUACACACAAAUGCUUUUGUACAACAGCAAAGGCAAGGGUGGUUUGUCUAGGAAAGCCGAAUUGAAUAAGUGUAACAUAGCGCGGCGCGCUGAUGCUCCCGGUUAUAAAAAAAUAAUAAAAAAGGUGACAAAAACAAAAGUCAAGGAAACAUCGUUUACAGUGCGGUGCUAAUAAGUCAAAAUAUAGCAAAUUAAUUGAA